CAUACACUUGAAACAAAUAGCCAAACCGAAAACUCCAGACAAAAAUGCGUUCUGCUAUUAAGAUCAGUAAAAUGUAGGCUACAUUUACAACGGAGUGGAGAGCAGAAGUCUCAACUCGCAAGCAAGUAGCAGCAAUGAAGAUCGCGAAGGGGGGAGAAUUCUGACAGGGGGGAGAUUUUCGGCACAACACCUGUUCUAAAAAAGGUCCCCGGGAGAGAUGGCUCGAGGGAGUGCGCAGGCAAGUGUGUUGUAAAAUGAGGAGAGAAAGAACGAUAACGAGUAGAGAGGAGCCGAAUUCAGAAAGUAACUUACGUCUGAGUAUCGUUGGAGAAAGAGGACGUGCUAGUUCUGGAAGAGGAUUGUUCCAUACCACCGAAUGACUGUCUUUUUCGCCAGAGUGAUGGACAUCAAAUAAUUGUUACCGUGAAGAUAACAGACAUGUCGUUUAUAUUUAACUGGAUCUACAGAGGCCUCAGUGGUGUGCUGCAGUUACUAGGUUUGUAUAAGAAGUCUGGGAAGCUGGUGUUCCUUGGUUUGGACAAUGCUGGGAAAACAACACUACUGCACAUGCUCAGAGAUGACCGACUGGGACAGCAUGUGCCAACCCUACAUCCCACAUCAGAAGAGUUAACCAUUGCUGGGAUGACAUUCACAACAUUUGAUCUUGGUGGUCACACACAAGCCAGAAGAAUCUGGAAGAACUACCUCCCAGCUAUAAAUGGUAUAGUCUACCUGGUGGAUUGUGCAGACCAUGAGAGACUACAAGAAGCCAAAAUUGAACUGGAUGCGCUGUUAACAGAUGAGACCAUCUACAAUGUGCCUGUACUUAUCCUCGGGAAUAAGAUCGACCGCCAAGAGGCAAUCAGUGAAGACGCACUCCGAGGGAUGUUCGGACUCAUUGGGCACACUACCGGAAAGGGUAAUGUGUCACUGAAGGAGAUGAACCUGAGGCCCAUGGAGAUCUUCAUGUGUAGUGUUCUGAAGAGGCAGGGAUACGGAGAUGGUUUCCGCUGGCUCUCACAGUACAUUGACUGAUCGAUCCAUCACUAUUUCUCUUACUAGAUUCACACUAUACAGCCAACUCAAAACUUACUGGGUGGGCUAGAUUAUUUCAAAUAAAAUGGUCAUUUCCAGCAUGGUUCAAGCAACUAUGAUGGAUGUGUAACAAGUUCAGGUCAGCCAAGUACACAAGAGGACAGACAUGCCUCAGGAAUCUACCCGCUGGAAAAGCUAUUAACUGCUAGCGUGCUAUAUUUAUUGUAAUUUUUACAUUUGAGAAAGUGUGGCCUCAAUAAGUAAAUAUAUUUCUAAGACAAAUAUAUUUUUAUUGAUACAGUAUUUAUACUCUUGUGUUUUGAACAUAUUUCUUUGGGUUCAAACAGUGUUGAAAUAUGUAAAUGUUUGAUAGUAGAAUAGUAAAAUCUAAUAAUAAUUGGUGUACACCCUUUUAUAGUCUGAGCCCUAUGUAGUGAAUUCAAACUUCAAAACCAAUAUUGUGUAGUUUACACGUUGCGUCAUUUUCAAUAAUGAUCUGUUACUUUCUGAAAGUACUGUGGUGGUGGGCAUUUUGAGUCAUACCUCAAACAGUUUUAUUAUUACAGUAUUAUUUCUCCUCCCACUUAUGAUGACGUUACAGGGUAGGACAUGGCAUCGAUUUGAACCAGUUCGUAACCAUGGUUUAUUUUUAAGUUGCUGGCAUUGGAUUUCAGAGGUGUUAUUGGUGUAACAGUUCCGCUUUUGUGUCUUUUCGACAUUGCUGCUCUCUCCUUCCACGAACAUUUGAUAUCGGAAGUUUACAUACACUUAAGGCUGGAGUCAUCAAAACUCGUUCUUCAACCACUCCACAAAUGUCUUGUUAACAACCUAUAGUUUUGGCAAGUCGGUUAGGACAUCUACUUUGUGCAUGACACAAGUAAUUUUUCCAACAAUUGUUUACAGACAGAUUAUUUCACUGUAUCACAAUUCCAGUGGGUCAAGAUUUUACAUGCACUAAGUGUACUGUUCCCUUAAACAGCUUGGAAAAUUCCAAAAAAUUAUGUCAUGGCUUUACAAGAUUCUGAUAGGCUACUUGACAUCAUCUGAGUCAAUUGGAGGUGAACUGGUGGAGGUAUUUCAAGGCCUACCU
Molecule: messenger RNA, 2125 nt
Organism: Oncorhynchus gorbuscha (pink salmon)
Lineage: Eukaryota; Metazoa; Chordata; Actinopteri; Salmoniformes; Salmonidae
Product: GTP-binding protein SAR1a-like
Exons: 7
Coding region: 439-1035 (198 amino acids)
Biological process (GO): vesicle organization; intracellular protein transport; membrane organization
Cellular component (GO): COPII vesicle coat; endoplasmic reticulum exit site
Molecular function (GO): GTPase activity; GTP binding
Source: RefSeq, a predicted model, not a curated record